AUCAAUUUGUGUUGAGCGGUGGAACAAAAUGACCACCCCACUACAUCUUCUUGCAUUUGCAUUGACUCCCAAAUUUUAUAGUGAUGAAAUGCUUGCUAAGCCAUCAAGGGUACCACCAUAUAGAGAUUCAGAAGUCAGUGAAGGGUGUAGGACAGCACUUGCUAAACUCUUCCCAGAUUCUGAAAUGGAGGAUUUAAUGACAAGUGAGUUUGCUGAUUUUGUAGCCUCCAAUGGUCAAAGUGUUUCCGCUCUCCAUGACAAGUAUAAAAAGGAUUCUCAUGCUUGGUGGUACCUCAAUGGCCAUACAUCACCAAACCUUCAAACUCUUGCAAUCAAAGUUUUAUCGCAAGUUGCUAGUUCCUCUUCAUUUGAGCGAAAUUGGAGCACAUACUCCUUUAUCCACUCAGUGAAACGCAACCGACUGGCAGCAAGUAAGGCGGAAGAGCUCGUUUAUGUGCAUUCAAACUUGCGCCUUCUUACUCAUAAACAAAAUGAGUAUAAGGAUGGGAGCACAAAGUUUUGGGAUGUAGAUCCAGAGCGAACUGAUUUGGAUUUUUCAGCUGCCACACAAUCUUUACUUUCUGGGGAGUCUGAUAGCCAAUGUGCUGCUAGUGCAAGUGGCAGUGAGGCUGCAUGUGGUUCCAGUACUCUACCUACAUCAUCUAAUGUCAAUGAUGAUGUUGAUCUUGAUCUUCCUAGUGACCCAUAUGAUGCUAUUGCUGAUUAUUAGUUGUGUUAUUUUAUUGUUGAACGGUUGAGCCAGUGAACAAUGAAUUCGAUAUCUAUCAUAACAUUCAAAGU
Molecule: messenger RNA, 801 nt
Organism: Cryptomeria japonica (Japanese cedar)
Lineage: Eukaryota; Viridiplantae; Streptophyta; Pinopsida; Cupressales; Cupressaceae
Exons: 2
Coding region: 29-730 (233 amino acids)
Molecular function (GO): protein dimerization activity
Source: RefSeq, a predicted model, not a curated record